CAUCGCUGCUAUUUUCUCCCUAUAGUCCCUCUCACUAUCAGCCUACAGCUCUGGUGGACUGACACGGGUCUCUGGCUGGAAACAGACCGAGAAUAGGACGCCAACCGGAGGCCAAGGAAAAAAACAUGGCCGAACUCGGCGUAGGGUGUCUGGCGUUGGGAGAACCAGCUUUUAGCUACCAACAAGAGCAUGAGUUGAACGAGCGGCUGAAACGGCUCUACCCGGCUGUGAACGAGGAAGAGACCCCUUUACCCCGAUCCUGGAGCCCCAAGGAUAAAUACAGCUACAUCGGGCUGUCACAGAACAACCUGCGGGUCCAUUACAAAGGCCACGGGAAGAACCAUAAGGAUGCAGCAUCAGUGCGAGCCACACACCCAAUCCCUGCUGCCUGUGGGAUCUACUACUUUGAAGUGAAGAUUGUCAGUAAAGGUCGAGAUGGGUAAGCAGAAACAACUGGGCUUGUAU
Molecule: messenger RNA, 465 nt
Organism: Cyprinodon variegatus (sheepshead minnow)
Lineage: Eukaryota; Metazoa; Chordata; Actinopteri; Cyprinodontiformes; Cyprinodontidae
Gene: ranbp10
Product: RAN binding protein 10
Exons: 2
Coding region: 126-443 (105 amino acids)
Source: RefSeq, a predicted model, not a curated record